Messenger RNA from Hermetia illucens (black soldier fly), 3341 nucleotides. RefSeq names its product pair-rule protein odd-paired (gene opa). Gene Ontology annotation, molecular function: RNA polymerase II cis-regulatory region sequence-specific DNA binding; DNA-binding transcription factor activity, RNA polymerase II-specific. The coding region runs from base 662 to 2359 and encodes 565 amino acids. Gene Ontology annotation, biological process: regulation of transcription by RNA polymerase II; central nervous system development. The transcript has 3 exons. Lineage: Eukaryota; Metazoa; Arthropoda; Insecta; Diptera; Stratiomyidae. Gene Ontology annotation, cellular component: nucleus. The record is from RefSeq and is a predicted model, not a curated record.
CAGUCGAGUAGCACACACACGGAUACACGGCAUGGGGUUGUAGGAAACCCUGCUGACGCAAAGGUCAAAUCUGGAUAGGGAAUUAGGAACCUGAACCUCUCAAUAGUCUCUCAGCACCGUUCAGUCCUGCUGCGAGUGUCCGUAGAGUUCGUAUUGUAGAGUCCGCGGCGCCACCUCGUGUUCGCAGGCUGUCUUAUCGCGCGGUUUCGCGUUAUCUAAAAAUUCUUUAGGAGAAAAAAACGUUAGAAUAUUGAAAUCCUAAUUAAAUUUGAAAAACAAAAAAGGGUAAAAUGUUCGUGGAGAAAAUAUAGGUGUCGUGCGUGGGAAAAGGAAGUAAAAAAAAAAACAAAGAGCAGUGAAAAGUGAAAAAGGAACCUUACAAGGAAGAAACAAAAUUUACUCUUGGUUAAAGUGGAAUUUUUGUUUUAACAGAAUUUGAAUUGAAAUUCAAAGAAAAAUGUGAAAUUGCCCGUUUCGAGUGAAAAUUGAAUCCCAGUGAACAGUGUGUGAUAUCAGAACCAGUGGCUACACUGGUUGAUGUCACUAUCGUGCAUCUCCUUGGAAAGGUUCCGGAGGAGCAGUGCAUAUUUGAGACAAGCAAACUUUCUCGUUAGAGGAAAAAAUCUUAUUUCGGGCUUCCAAAAUAUACAAAACUGACAAAAUGAUGAUGAAUGCAUUUAUGGAUCCAACGGCGUCUCACCACCACUUAGCCUCUUAUGGGCUUCGAAUGUCGCCUACCACUCAAGCAUCUUCACAACAGCAGCCCUCCCAGCAGCCCCAGGACUCGUCUGCCUCGGCUGUUGCCCAACAACAAAUGGAUUCAGCUGGGCUAAUGGCCGGCUCCAUGUCGUCCUUGACCAACUCCAGUGACAUGUCCGCGUCGUCUUAUCAGAAUGCAACGGCUGGAGCAUAUGGUCAUAUGGGUCACCUGAACAGCCAACUUGGCUCAUAUUCACCCCGCGAUUUCCUGCUACGUCGCGAUCAGGACUACAUGACAGCGGGAGCUGCUUCAGCCGCCGGUGUUGGACAAACAGCUCCCGGAACGGAUUCAAUGCUCUUCCCGUCCAUUCAUCACACGCAUGCAAUGCAUGACACCUCCACCACUUUUGGCAAUCAUCCAUUUCACCAUCAUCAUCAUCAGCAUCAAAUGCGGAUGGGAAUCGCCGCGGCUGAUUACACCCACCCCUAUCAUCCGCACGCUCAUCAUCAAGCGAACUUUCCGUCGGUCCAUCAUCAUCAUCAUCCAAUGACCAUGAACCAUGGCGCCUCAGGUGCAUUCUUUCGUUAUAUGCGACAUCAGCCUCCGAAUACGAUGAAUAUUAAGCAGGAGAUGCAGUGUCUGUGGAUUGACCCGGAUCAUAUUCAUCCCGCGCCACAGAGUCGGAAGACUUGCGGAAAGAUAUUUCACUCCAUGCAUGAAAUUGUGACACAUUUGACAGUAGAUCAUGUUGGAGGUCCUGAAUGCACAACGCAUGCAUGCUAUUGGAUGGGAUGCACCCGGAAUGGUAGACCGUUCAAGGCAAAGUACAAAUUGGUCAAUCAUAUAAGAGUGCAUACGGGGGAGAAACCGUUCGCGUGUCCGUUCAGUGGAUGCGGGAAAGUGUUUGCAAGGAGUGAGAAUUUGAAGAUUCACAAAAGAACGCAUACAGGUGAAAAACCAUUCAAAUGUGAACAUGAAGGUUGUGAUCGACGAUUUGCGAAUUCCUCUGAUCGAAAGAAACAUUCACAUGUGCACACUUCAGAUAAACCUUAUAACUGUCGAGUGAAUGGCUGUGACAAAUCUUACACUCAUCCGUCGUCCCUGAGGAAACAUAUGAAGGUUCACGGCAGUCUGGAUGAGAAAUCACCAUCCCACGCUUACGAUAGCGACGGUGAGGAGUCAAGUUCAUCGAGUAUAGUUACAGGCGGUGCACAAACACCCCCCAAUAGUCGACUGACCAGCGAAGGAAUGAAAUCAUCCCCACUCUCAAUAAAAUCCGAAUCGGGUCAUCAUCACCAUCACGGCGCGCAUCAUACACUUGGUAGUAGUUCAAAGUCACCCUCACUAUUAGUUGCACCCACUUCAUACCUGCCACCACCACUCGGUCCACCCUCACUCUCAGCAUCCGCGCAUCACCCGUCAUCUUCCGGUGUCCCGUCCGCUGCAGUAUCCCCUGGAAGUACAACAACAAACACGACUACAAUGUUAGUGACCGGUCAUCAUAAUCAUCACUUACUUUAUCAUCCGUCGCAGCAUCACCCCAGCUCGGAAUGGUAUCAUACAGCAGCCCCGCCUGCAGGUGAUUCAAUGAAUCACCACCUGAAUCAUUUCGGGCAUCACCAUCAUUUGAUGCAUCACGGCGCUGCAACGGCGUAUUGAAGUUAGGCUUUAGUUUAGGUUUUCUUUGUUAAAUUAAUUGCAAUUUCGUAGCUUGUUGAAACUAACCUGUUAUUAAUAUUAUGGUUUUGAACUGAAUAGUAUCUGAUUCAGUAGGAAAAUGAGUAUAACUGCGUGUAAGUCGUUCCUUGUCAAUCUGAAGUCGCUGCUUCUAGACAUCUAUUGAUCUAUGUAUAUAUUUAUUUACCGCCAAAUCUAACAAUCUAUUUUAAUCAGUUUACUUCAAACUAUCGAAAUAUGUAGCUUUCCUUCCGGAGUAUUAAAAUAAAUAACGCGAAAUAGCAAGUAAUCCUUUCCAAUGGCAUAUUCCACUAUCCACUAUCAUUUCCACCUUCAGCGCUUAUCACACCAUCCAACGUUUAACAUAGCCAAAUUGUGCCUGUGCUUGACUCAUUCUCUCACGUGAAACUUCACAAGAUACUACCGAAUAUCUGAAACUGUGGCGAAAAAGAUACUUAACAAGAAAGAACUCGAAUAGUUGUUACAAACGCUAGGUAAACAAAAGAUAUCCUGCAGAACAAAUGUAAAUGUAUACUUGUAAAAAUACGCAUACGAAGAUUUAUACUAUUAUCUAAAAAUUAGAAACUUCUGAAAUUCAAAACAAAUUUCAACGAGAAUUGUGGAGAAAACUCUGUAUAAACUGCCUGUCCUUCAAUUUUCCACUGUGUCGGUUUGUUUUGAAUGUAGUUUAUUAGUUUGGCAGAUACUUUUGCUAAAUAAUGUGUAUAGAUUGCGAAAAUUAAACUGCGAAAUGUAAAAUGUUAGAAGAAACUGAAAAUAAUCGUAAAAUAGCGAAAAUAAAAAAGUGAAUAUUAUUUAAUUUAUUUUAAAAGAAAAACAAAGUUCUUUAUAUAUUUACACAGCUUAUGUACUGUAAUUACUUGUAUAAUUAUUAUUUGUAAAAAACUAUGUAUAGAGAUAAAUAUAAAAUAAAAACACAGAAAUUAAGUGUGAUAAUGGAAAU